AUGAUAGAGAGUGUAUCACAAACGGAACAUUUUGUAGCAGAAACGUCGUUCAGCAUAGUACAUGCUUCACACGACCAAUUUGUCACAGGCGGGGGCUGCUCGUCCGAAGCUAGUGCGGGGGAAAUAGAAUUCGGUACCAUCGAUGCCUUGCCCCAAAAUGACACAUGCACUGGCCGGUUGAUCAAGGGAAAUUCAGAUAUUUGA
This is a messenger RNA of Plasmopara halstedii, 204 nucleotides long. RefSeq lists its product as uncharacterized. The record is from RefSeq and is a predicted model, not a curated record. The coding region runs from base 1 to 204 and encodes 67 amino acids. NCBI's taxonomy places the organism in Eukaryota, Oomycota, Peronosporomycetes, Peronosporales, Peronosporaceae. The transcript is spliced from 3 exons.